GUGACAGGGCCACACCACAGUGUUCAGAGCACACAACAGGACAGGACACACCAGAGCUGUGCUGUGAGGAGCCCCCACACAGCGCACUCAUUCGUGCCUGACCCAGAGCUUUUUGAGGCAUUACUCCUGCAGCUGACCUCGCGGCCAGACUGCGGGAUUUUGUGACUCAGACCUUUCCCAAAGCAUCUUCUAUGCCUGCGGCCUGUGCCCUUCCAGGCUAGACUGUGGGAUUUAGUGACCUGAAUAAUUUACAUGGAAUCUCCUGUCAUUGUGUCAGGAGCUCUCAAAACCAGAGAGUGAGAUUUGGUCACCUGAAUCAUUUACGACCAGUCAUUGGUCUCCUGACAUUGUGGCAGGAGCCAUCAAGACCAGAGAGCAGGACUUGCUGACCUGCAGCCUUCCUGAGGCUUCUCUGUCACAGGUGCCCUCCAGGCACAACUGCACAACUUGUUGCCUCAGAGCAUUCCUGAGUCAUCUCUCUCUAGAAGGUGCCCUCGAGGCCAGACUGCAGCAUGGCGGGCAGGUUCCUCAGCCUGUUCAGGAAGAAAAAAACUGAAGGCCCUGGAACUGCCCCAGCACAACAGCCUGAGGAGCCAGAGCAGUUCCAGACAUGUCAGGAUGAUGCAGCCAUGGACCCGACACGAGAGCAGCAGCCUGCCCGUGACAGCUUCCACAGAACGCUGAAGAUGUUCUGGAAGUUUGUGCCCAUUCAGCAUAGAAAGACCAGCACUACAGCAACUGAGGGCACAGAUGAGCCUGACUCUGGGCUGACCGAGCUCUCAGCAGAGCCUGAUGUCAGCCCAGAUUCAGCUAAGUGCUCAGAAAACUCUGACACCUCAGCGACUGAAGACUGGGCAAAGGCUCUCCUCAUAUCAAUGACUGAGGAUGUGGUCAUCACGUACGCUAUCAAUAGAGAGACUCGGGGCAUAACAAAGACUGAAAUCAGCCCAGAUUCGUCUGAGUGCUCAGAAGACUCUGACAGCACAAUGAAUGAUCACAGGGCAAAGGCUGUCAUACCAGUGAUUGAGCACAUGGCCAUUGCAAACACCAACACCGGUGGGACUCAGAGGAUCACAAAUACUGACACCACACCCACUCCCACUGUGAUUCACACUCCUAUUAUGGAUUUUUUCGAGGAAAGUGCUGUCUCUUCUCUGCAGCAGGUAACCAGCCUGGGGCCAGGGCUGGAGGCCUCCCAGGUGCCAGACAUUGUAAGGACCAUUCACCAGAGUAUUAUGUUCCACGUCACUGUGUGUGCCAGGCUGCAAAUCAACAUUCUGAGGCUGGCUGAAGAACACCCUGAUGACGUGGUGCUGAGCCUCCUUCACUGUGCUCCAACAUGUGACAGAGCUGCCACAAUGAUGUGGAGAGUCAUAGCUUCUUCAGGACCAACACUGCAGAAGGUGCUUCCAACACUGCUCUGUGUGAUGGAGCACUGGCCACUGUACAGGAUGUGCACUACCAGUGGGGACAACAAGGACGUUUUUGCCCUGGCUGCAGCUCUGGUGCUCUGGGUGAUUGUGCCUCAGUGCCACAAGGCAGUGAUCCCUUAUUCUGGGCGGCUGUUUGUGGCUCUGCUCUUCCAUGUUGUCAUCACCACACAGCAGAUGCCACCAGAGGAAGUUGGUACCUUCUGGAAAGCAUGCAAGGAGGAACAUUGCCUUCCCAGCAACCCCAACAGGUUUGCAGUGAAGACCAUGAAGACUCUGCUCCACCGACUGCGGUGUGACAAAGAGUUGAUGACUAUGGAGCGCAAGGGUGUCUGGGACAUGCUGGUCUCUGCUAACACCCAGCACUACGGCACUGGUCUGAUGGCCAGGGAGCUGCGCCGUAUCUUUGUGCCUUUGUGUUCCCUCAUUGCAUUACACCUACUCCGGCUGCUCAACAGGGAGGAGACAUACUGGGAUCUGCCCUUCCUGGCAUUCCUUGUGGAGGUCUUCGAGUGCCUGGACUUGACAUAUGGUGACAACAUCCUGGAGAUAAUGUCGAGGCACCUGCACAGCAAGUGCAGGGAGAGGCGCCGCCUGGCACUCAAAGGCCUCCUGGUGCUCAGCAAGGAUCCCUUGAGGGCCAGAAAAAUGUGCAGUCUCUCUCAAACUCUUCUGGAGCUCCUGGGUGAUGCACAUGGAUAUGUUGUCAGCAUGACCCUCUCUGUGCUCACAAAUAUACUUGAGAAUGAACACAUCCUGAUAUCCAGCACCACUGCCCCAAAGCUGGCUGAGGCACUCCUGCCACUCUUUGACAAGGAUGACAUCCAUAUGCAGCUGCUCUCCCUACACCUCUUCUUCAAGGUGAUGGACUUGGCAGUGGACAAAAGAAAAAAGCCCCUGAAGAGGAUUGUGAGGCAGAGCCUGCUCCCACUCUUCUUUCAUUGCUAUGAUGAGAACAAGCGUGUGGCAAAGGCCUCUCUUCAAGUGCUCCUUUGUGUGACCACAUUCCUGAAGAAGAAGAAGCUCAAGAGACUGCUGAAGAAGAAGAAGAUGUGGAAGUUUCACAACUGCCUGCUGGCACAGGACAGGAAACGAGCGGCCGAGUACGCACGCCAGGCCCUGCCAUACCUGGAGAGCCGGCAGGAGCACCUGAGAGAGGUGGCCAGGAGGUUCAUCGGGUCCGCCAGGAUUCUCUUGAGGGGGCAGAAGGAAGAGCUCCGGUUCCUCAGCGAGGCCCUUCAAGCCUCAAAGAAAAAAACGGUCUAACCUGUGUGUUCAAGAGCAGUUUGCCAGAGAAGCAGAAGAAUUAGAGUCAUCUUCAGGAUCCAGUGAACCAGUGUCCCAAGAACAGCAGUGGGAGACACUGAAGAGGAUAGACACCACCUCCCAGUGCCACUAGAGCUCCAGGCACAGCUGAGCCUGUGGGAAGCUCGAGUAGCUUCAGCCCUCUCCCUCCCUCCAGCCCUGAGACCGUGCCUACCACCUUUUUUUCCCUUCCAGCUCAUCCCUUUGCUUCAUCUUCCAAAUAAUAAACAGUUUGGCUUUUCACUUUA
Messenger RNA from Cyanistes caeruleus (blue tit), 2983 nucleotides. Its product is annotated as maestro heat-like repeat-containing protein family member 7. The record is from RefSeq and is a predicted model, not a curated record. NCBI's taxonomy places the organism in Eukaryota, Metazoa, Chordata, Aves, Passeriformes, Paridae. Gene Ontology annotation, cellular component: cytoplasm.